AAUCUCGCGAGAGGUCUUCUAGCGAGCAAAAAAAAUAAGUAGUGACUCCUUCACACUCCCGACCGAGCGCCCUCCAAUUGCUACACCAAUCGCCAAUACCAGCAUCGAGAACCAUCCGUGAGCCAUGGGAAACAUUUUUGGGAAUCUGUUGAAGAGCCUUAUAGGAAAGAAGGAGAUGAGGAUCCUGAUGGUGGGUCUGGAUGCGGCGGGAAAAACCACCAUCCUGUACAAGCUGAAGCUGGGGGAAAUAGUCACCACCAUCCCAACCAUCGGCUUUAAUGUGGAGACAGUGGAGUACAAGAACAUCAGCUUCACUGUGUGGGAUGUGGGUGGGCAGGACAAGAUCCGUCCCCUCUGGAGACACUACUUUCAAAACACACAGGGUUUAAUCUUCGUGGUGGACAGUAACGACAGAGAGCGCGUCAACGAGGCGAGAGAGGAGCUGAUGAGGAUGCUGGCUGAGGAUGAACUGAGAGAUGCAGUGCUUCUUGUGUUUGCCAAUAAACAGGACUUGCCCAACGCCAUGAACGCCGCCGAAAUCACGGACAAGCUGGGCCUGCACUCCCUGCGCCACCGCAACUGGUACAUCCAGGCCACCUGCGCCACCAGCGGCGACGGCCUCUACGAGGGCCUGGACUGGCUGGCCAAUCAGCUCAAGAACAAGAAGUAGGAGGACGGCGACCGUUCCGGCGUUCUGUUUGGUUAUUUGGGACUGAGGGCGAGGGAGGGAAGGAUUCUUAAUUGUCCGAGCCCAGUUUCAACCACACACACACACACACACACACACACACACACACACACACACACACACACACACACACACACACACACACACACACACACACACACACACAUGCACA
Molecule: messenger RNA, 860 nt
Organism: Entelurus aequoreus (snake pipefish)
Lineage: Eukaryota; Metazoa; Chordata; Actinopteri; Syngnathiformes; Syngnathidae
Gene: arf3b
Product: ADP-ribosylation factor 3b
Exons: 5
Coding region: 125-670 (181 amino acids)
Biological process (GO): intracellular protein transport; vesicle-mediated transport
Cellular component (GO): plasma membrane; cytoplasm
Molecular function (GO): GTP binding; GTPase activity
Source: RefSeq, a predicted model, not a curated record